AUCACGUGGUAUCAGCAAAGUCAAGCGAGAUCAGAGGGAAUAAGCUCUGUGAAAUUUCAUCCGAUAAACAUCAAAUUGAGCUCGAUUAGAAUCAGUGAUCGGCUGUGUGAAGAUGAACAGUGUCGGUGAGGGCUGCACGGAGCUCAAGCGCGAGUAUGAUCAGUGUUUUAAUCGCUGGUUUGCCGAGAAAUUUCUGAAGGGAGACCGCAGUGGAGACCCGUGUACUGAAUUAUUCAAGAAAUAUCACACAUGUGUGCAGAAAGCCAUCAAAGAGAAGGACAUUCCUAUAGAAGGUGUGGAGUUCAUGGGCCCAAACAAAGAGAAACCAGACAGCUGAUGGGCCAGAAGAUCACCGAACAUGACCUGAUGUUAUUAAUGGAUGGGAUAUUCGUGUUUCAUCUAUGGCUUAUAUGGACAAGAAGCAUGUGCUUCCAUCAACAGACUUGAUGACGUAUUCAUGGACACCUGGAUAAUUUGUUGGAUCGUGCAUAUUUUUAAGGCCAAAGUGCUUUGCCUGUUAUAUCAUUAUUAAAGAGGAUUGAUUUGGCAUGCUUAAGCAGUCAAUGCAUCCCUGGUGAAUUUGAGCAUGCAGGAGAAAUGCAUUAUGUAUUGAAUAUUGCUAGAAAUCUAAAGGUUAAUGGGGAAGUGCGCCUCAGAUGAUUAGCUAUUAAUGUAGAGCAUUAAUGCAUUUGAGGUCAAUGUAAAAGGGUACUUCGGUUUUGCUUUGAGCAUCUUCAACAAUUGCAAGACAGUUGUUUUCCCUGAAGUAUGUGUGCGACAUCUUGUUCGUUUUCUGUUUUAUAAUCACAACAGUUCACAACACAUUAUUAUAUGUGAAACAGAUCAGUGUUGGUGUUUUAUUACAGUUAUGAAUGGACCAUUUAAAGUAUUAAGGACAUUUCUGUUAGUAUACGACAAGGUUCCCACAUCUUUUGAUUAAAUAAUUUGUUGUGAUUAGCCCAGAUAAGGCUUUCCACUAUUAGUUAAGCGAACCUUUUUGGAAUACAAUUAAAACGCUUUUUAGCUUUCA
Molecule: messenger RNA, 1030 nt
Organism: Xyrauchen texanus (razorback sucker)
Lineage: Eukaryota; Metazoa; Chordata; Actinopteri; Cypriniformes; Catostomidae
Gene: triap1
Product: TP53 regulated inhibitor of apoptosis 1
Exons: 2
Coding region: 113-337 (74 amino acids)
Source: RefSeq, a predicted model, not a curated record